Messenger RNA from Sorex araneus (European shrew), 1254 nucleotides. It is a transcript of the gene SPO11, whose product is annotated as SPO11 initiator of meiotic double stranded breaks. Bases 1 to 1188 code for a protein of 395 amino acids. Gene Ontology annotation, biological process: meiotic DNA double-strand break processing; reciprocal meiotic recombination; meiotic DNA double-strand break formation. The record is from RefSeq and is a predicted model, not a curated record. Gene Ontology annotation, molecular function: ATP binding; DNA topoisomerase type II (double strand cut, ATP-hydrolyzing) activity; DNA binding. Lineage: Eukaryota; Metazoa; Chordata; Mammalia; Eulipotyphla; Soricidae. The transcript is spliced from 13 exons. Gene Ontology annotation, cellular component: nuclear chromosome.
AUGGCCUUCGCGUCCAUGGGGCCAGAGGCCUCGUUCUUCGAGGCCGUGAACCAGCACCGGGCCUCCCUGCUGGCCGCCCAGAGGCGAGGCGGAGGGCCGGCGGGCGCGCCCCAGGGCCCGGCCCCCAGUUCUGAGGUUCUUGCAUCUAUAGAAAAUACUAUCCAAGACAUAGUAAAAAGCUUGGCGAGAAACGAAGCACCUGCAUUCACAAUAGACAGCAGAUCAAGCUGGGAAAAUAUAAAGUUUGAAGAUUCUGUGGGACUUCAGAUGGUAUCUAAUUGUGCCAUGAGAAAAAUCAGAAGUGAUUCAACAAAAUCAGUGAAAAAGUUUGCUCUAAUUCUUAAAAUAUUAUCCAUGAUUUAUAAAUUGGUACAGAGCAACACUUAUGCGACCAAAAGAGACAUAUAUUAUACAGACAGCCAACUCUUUGGUAAUCAAACCGUUGUGGACAAUAUUAUCAAUGACAUUUCCUGCAUGUUGAAAUUGCCAAGGAGGAGUCUACAUAUAUUAUCUACAUCAAAAGGUUUGAUUGCCGGCAAUCUGAGGUACAUGGAGGAAGAUGGCACCAAAGUGAAUUGUACCUGUGGUGCAACUGCUGUAGCUGUGCCAUCUAAUAUUCAAGGAAUUCAGAACUUAAUCACAGAUGCGAAAUUUCUAUUAAUUGUAGAAAAAGAUGCAACAUUUCAACGUCUCCUAGAUGAUAGCUUUUGCCACAAAAUGUCUCCCUGCAUCAUGGUGACGGGAAAGGGAGUACCUGAUCUGAACACGAGACUUUUAGUCAGGAAGCUGUGGGAUACAUUUCAGAUUCCCAUUUUCACUCUGGUAGAUGCUGAUCCACAUGGCAUAGAAAUAAUGUGUAUUUACAAGUAUGGAUCUAUGUCUAUGUCCUUCGAAGCCCACAGUCUCACCGUUCCAGCUGUAAGGUGGCUUGGUCUCCUCCCUUCCGAUGUUAAAAGGUUAAAUAUAUCUAAAGAUACUUUGAUUCCGCUGACAAAACAGGACCAAAUGAAACUUGACAGCAUCCUGAAGAGACCUUAUGUUAGCUGCCAGCCUUUGUGGAGACAAGAAAUGGAACUAAUGGCUGAGAGUAAAAUGAAGGCGGAAAUCCAAGCCUUGACCUCCCUGUCAUCAGAUUAUCUUUCCAGAGUAUACUUACCUAACAAAUUAAAAUUUGGAGGAUGGAUAUGAAAAUAUAUCCAAACGACGUGGGCUUGCAGGAAGCUUUUCAUUCACUUUUGUCUUCAGUGGUGAUAC